AUGCCGAGCGCCAGUGAGACAAGUACAGAUCUGACGAGCCGCAAUCCCUACGGCCACGGCAAUGGGGUUAGCGAUUUUUUGAGCAAUGUCUCGCGGUUCAAGAUUAUCGAGAGUACCCUGCGUGAGGGCGAGCAAUUUGCCAAUGCCUUCUUCGACACGCAGAAGAAGAUCGAGAUUGCCAGGGCACUAGAUGAGUUUGGGGUUGAUUACAUUGAGCUCACAAACCCGUGCGCCUCAGAGCAGUCGAGGCUUGACUGCGAGGCCAUCUGCAAGCUAGGCCUUAAGGCUAAGAUUCUGACCCAUAUUCGGUGCCAUAUGGACGAUGCGCGCAUCGCGGUGGCCACCGGCGUUGAUGGCGUCGAUGUAAUGAUCGGAACAUCGUCUCUUAUGCGCCAGCACUCCCAUGGCAAGGACAUUGAGUAUAUCAAGAAGACCGCCAUUGAAGUAAUCAACUUCGUCAAGUCGCAAGGCAUUGAAGUCCGCUUUUCAACAGAAGACUCCUUCCGCUCGGACCUGGUGGACCUCCUCUCAAUCUACUCUGCCGUUGACCAAGUCGGCGUGAACCGAGUCGGUGUUGCCGAUACAAUCGGCUGUGCCUCCCCACGACAGGUGUAUGAGCUCAUCCGCGUCCUUCGCGGUGUAGUCAGCUGCGAUAUAGAGACCCAUUUCCACGACGACGCGGGAUGUGCAAUCGCAAAUGCAUAUUGCGCUCUGGAAGCAGGUGCAACACAUAUCGACACUUCGGUACUGGGGAUCGGUGAGCGGAAUGGUAUCACCCCGCUUGGAGGGCUGAUGGCGCGCAUGGUUGCCACGCAUCCAGAGUAUGUGAAGUCAAAGUACCGCCUCGAUAAGAUUAAAGAUAUCGAGGAUCUUGUUGCCGAGGCUGUGGAGAUUAAUAUCCCGUUCAACAACUAUAUCACGGGCUUUUGCGCGUUCACGCACAAGGCUGGUAUCCAUGCCAAAGCCAUCCUCAACGACCCAAGUACCUACGAAAUCAUCAACCCCGCAGAUUUUGGCAUGACCCGCUAUGUGCAUUUUGCCUCGCGGCUGACCGGUUGGAACGCCAUCCGAUCCCGGGCGCAGCAACUAAACAUCAGCAUGACCGACAAGCAAUACAAGGAGUGCACGGCCAAGAUCAAGGCUCUAGCAGAUAUCCGCCCGAUUGCGAUCGAUGAUGCCGACAGUAUCAUCCGGGCGUACUAUCGCAAUAUUCAAUCGGGCGAGGACAAUCCGUUGAUGGAGCUCACUGCAGACGAGGCAGCGCAGCUUGCGGCGAAGGAGAAGGAGCUCGGGGAGGUGGUGACUGCGUGA
Messenger RNA from Aspergillus oryzae RIB40, 1311 nucleotides. RefSeq names its product homocitrate synthase. NCBI's taxonomy places the organism in Eukaryota, Fungi, Ascomycota, Eurotiomycetes, Eurotiales, Aspergillaceae. The record is from RefSeq and is a predicted model, not a curated record. Gene Ontology annotation, molecular function: homocitrate synthase activity. Bases 1 to 1311 code for a protein of 436 amino acids. Gene Ontology annotation, cellular component: mitochondrion. The transcript is spliced from 3 exons.